Molecule: messenger RNA, 2181 nt
Organism: Vanessa atalanta (red admiral)
Lineage: Eukaryota; Metazoa; Arthropoda; Insecta; Lepidoptera; Nymphalidae
Gene: Flo2
Product: flotillin-2
Exons: 10
Coding region: 175-1500 (441 amino acids)
Biological process (GO): regulation of myoblast differentiation; protein localization to plasma membrane
Cellular component (GO): plasma membrane
Source: RefSeq, a predicted model, not a curated record
UGACGGAAUAUUGUGUAAUAAAAUUAUCGUCGUGUGUGUAAUGUGUAUGUUAUUGUUGUUUUCUACUUGUCAAAUAUUGUGUACUCCAGCGGCGCGGGUUUUAUUGUUGUAAAUAAUAUCGAUUUAGUGAAUAUUGAUUAGUGGUUUUGUGAAGUGCAUUUGUUUUUCAAGAAUAUGGGAAAUAUACAUACCGUGGGCCCGAAUGAGGCGCUAAUAGUAUCAGGUGGCUGUUUCGGGUCUACUCAGAAGCGAACGAUAGUAGGGGGAUUUGCGUGGGCUUGGUGGCUUGUCACUGAUGUACAGCGUAUAUCUCUUGAGGUUAUGACAUUAAAUCCAAUGUGCGAGUAUGUGGAAACUGCACAAGGAGUUCCGUUAACGGUCACCGGAGUCGCUCAGUGUAAGAUCAUGAACGAAGAUGAGUUGCUAACAACGGCCUGCGAACAGUUCCUUGGGAAGUCCGUUAAAGAGAUCAAGAUGACUGUGCUGCAAACUUUAGAAGGUCAUCUGCGUGCAAUAUUGGGAACGCUUACAGUCGAAGAGGUGUACAAGGACAGAGACCAGUUCGCGGGUCUGGUUCGAGAGGUGGCGGCGCCGGACGUCGGUCGGAUGGGCAUCGAAAUACUAUCCUUCACGAUCAAGGACGUGUACGAUGACGUCCAGUACCUGGCGAGUUUGGGGAAGGCGCAGACGGCGGUCGUGAAGCGAGACGCUGACAUUGGCGUCGCACAAGCGAACAGGGAUGCCGGGAUACGGGAGGCAGAAUGCGAAAAAAGUGCGAUGGACGUGAAGUAUUCCAUGGAUACCAGGAUAGAAGAUAACACGAGGCUGUUCAAGUUGCAAAAGGCGCAGUUCGACCAGGAAAUAAACACUGCUAAAGCUGAAGCCGCUUUAGCGUACGAACUGCAGGCUGCGAAAAUCAAACAAAAAAUACGAAACGAAGAAAUACAAAUCGAGGUCGUGGAGAGACGCAAACAAAUAGAGGUAGAGCAACAGGAAAUCAUGCGACGUGAGGAGGAGCUCACGGCGACGAUACGGCUCCCGGCCGAAGCGGAAGCGUAUCGUUUGCAAGCGAUUGCCGAAGGAAAACGAACUCAAACAGUGGAAGCGGCUAAAGCCGAUGCUGAACGCAUUAAGGUGCUCGGUUUAGCUGAAGCGACGGCCAUCGGCGAUGUGGGCAAGGCUGACGCAGAACGCAUGCUCGCCAAAGCUAAGGUCUACAAGCAGUAUGGAGAUGCAGCCAUCAUGGCUCUCGUACUCGAAGCUUUGCCAAAGAUUGCGGCAGAAGUAUCCGCUCCGCUAGCAAAGACGGACGAGAUAGUCCUCGUCGGUGAUAACGGUGCUACGGGCGAAGUGGCGCGUCUCGCUGGAGGCAUCCCGCCCGCACUGCGGACCCUCACCGGGCUCGACAUCUCGCAGGUGCUCAAGAGGCUGCAUCCAAGCACAGAAGAAACCUCCCUCUCUUCUACCACUAGCAAGAAGAAGGAGGUAACAGCCUGUUAAUCUGUCUGUCACGAGAUACAGAAGUGCCAUAGCUACGAUUCCCGUGUAAUUUGGAAAAUGUGGUCAUUGUUAUGUAACAAAGACAUUUUAUUUCUUGUAUUACUUUAAAAUGUAAAGUUCAAUAGAAUUUGUGUUGUUCUGUCAACUGUACGUGUUUCUGUUCGACGAUUUCGUCUUUUAUAAUGUUGAUACGGAAUUAAACGUGUAUCAUAAAUGGUGUCUACAAGUCUUGUAAUAUUUGUGAAAAAUGUGAAUCUAUUUAGGCUUCGUAGUGACUUAGAUUUUGUACGGUACUAAAAAUCGAAGUGUUCCCCAACACUGCCUUGAAAAUUAUACAAUGUUUUUUCUUCGUGUAGUAUAAUCGUAAAAUUACACCGACAGUUGUAAAGUAAUUAAUUAUAAAAAUUUUCUAGACAACUUUAUCUAAAAUAAUGUUUAUCUAAAGCAACUGACUCUGUGAUUUUACUCGUGUGAUGUGUGAAUAAACAUUCGAUUGGUUUCUCUUUUUAGUGUUGUGAUAUUAUUCGUUCACGAAAACGCUGUUCGACAUUUAAAGCACAAAUUUUUAUUUUUUAAUACUUAUUUUAUUAAUACCUCAUAUUUUAAUAAUUUAAUUUAUAUUUUGUCUGUACUUUUAAGUAUAUGAUUGUGUAAUGGAACCAAUUAAUUAUAUAAAUUAAU